Molecule: messenger RNA, 1269 nt
Organism: Glycine soja
Lineage: Eukaryota; Viridiplantae; Streptophyta; Magnoliopsida; Fabales; Fabaceae
Product: cyclin-dependent kinase inhibitor 7-like
Exons: 4
Coding region: 306-923 (205 amino acids)
Biological process (GO): negative regulation of cyclin-dependent protein serine/threonine kinase activity
Cellular component (GO): nucleus
Molecular function (GO): cyclin-dependent protein serine/threonine kinase inhibitor activity
Source: RefSeq, a predicted model, not a curated record
AACAAAAAGCAAUCACCCAAUCCCAACCGUUGAACCCCUUUCGUCAUUAUCACAAUUUUCGUCUUCUCCGUACUACACGCGCGCACCAACUUACGCUCACGCCACUCCUCCCUUCUUUCCUUUCUUCACCCCUAGUUUCUCUCUCUUACAUUAGCAAAAACCAAAACCCGAAAAAACGCACAGCACAGCAUCGAGCACAGCAACACCUGAAAAAGGAAGGGUUAGUGAGUGUGUGUGUGGAAAUUGUCAUCGCUCGCAAGAGCAACAACAACUAGUACUUAAAGAGACAGAGAGUGUGCACAUCAAUGUCUGCUCAGGUCGGUGUCAGGACACGAGCCCAAGCCGCAUUAGCCAUGGAAGCUGUUAGUUCUGCUGAACCAUCAUCCAAGAGAAAGAAGAUCAGCAACAGUACUAACCAAGAGCCAAAACUCUCCAAGACUCCGAGAACGAGUUCUUCCUCCGCUGUCAAACCAGCGACGGUGACGGAGAUGGUUCAGCCGGUGUCGCCGGAGAUGGUUCAGCAACGCUGCCUGAGCCCUACCUCCAGUGAAAUUCCGGCGUCUUGCUGCUCCAGCAACGGAUCCAUUGGCCUCGAUCAGGACAGGAUCAAGCUCUUAGAUCUGGAGGUGGAGAGCGCGCAAGUUGAAACGUCGACGUGCAAUGGUGGUCAUGAAAUUGAGAGGAGAGAGAUGAAACGUUCCAGCGAGCUUCGCGAGAAUUCUCAGGAGCCGGAGCCAAUGGAGAUCAAUUCUCACCGUGUCUUAUCAAAGGCAAAAGCCAUGCCUACCGAAUUGGAGCUCGAGGAAUUCUUCGCUGCCUCGGAGAAAGACAUUCAGAAACGAUUUCAAGACAGAUACAAUUAUGAUAUUGUUAAGGACGUACCGCUGGAAGGACGCUACGAGUGGGUUCAGUUGAAGCCUUGAACGUGUGCGUCCCAGUUCGUAUCGCCAUCGAAGAAGAAAAGCUCCGAUCAAAUUGAACAUGUCAUUUUGGCCUAUUUAUAUAUUGUUAAUUAAGUCUAGUCUAGGUCUUUGAUUUCAAUCUAAAUUAUCUUUUUAAUUUACACCAGCCAAGACUCUUUUAUGAUCUGGUGUACAGCUUUUUUAUAUUUAUUUCGGUGUGGUUAGUUAUUGGUUAAGGGUAAACAGGAAUGAAUUCAGCUUCGUUUGUUCUCUGUACGGAGAGCAGCUUAAAGCUAGCUUGUGCAGAAAAAUACUGUAAAUUCCCUUUGGUGAAGAAGAACAAACGCUUCCAUUUUACAGACUUCAA